This is a messenger RNA of Carica papaya (papaya), 1096 nucleotides long. RefSeq names its product translocon at inner membrane of chloroplasts 21 (gene TIC21). The record is from RefSeq and is a predicted model, not a curated record. Lineage: Eukaryota; Viridiplantae; Streptophyta; Magnoliopsida; Brassicales; Caricaceae.
UGCAGUACAGCUGCGUAGCUCGAGAGAUUCCACUUUCAGCCAACACCUCUUCGCCGAACUUAAAAUAUGCAAGCGCUACUGCUGCGGGCGGCGAGUUCCGGCGUUUCUCCGGCGACGGGACUCUCACCUCUAAACCUCCGUCAGAGGCUCACGCGCCAACCGUUCUCGUUCGACUCACUCUAUUCCCAUCGCAAUUCUCUCGUCUCUCCCAAAAGUGGCUCCAAAUCUCUUGAUAUAUUUUCUUCUUCGGUUUAUGGUGCUCUUACGAGCAGAGGAUCAAAGCGCUCGUUCACAGUUGCAUCUGCAUCGGUCACUCCUGCCUCCACUUCUCCGAACAAUGAAGCUGAUAAGGCAAAACUCGCUCACGUUGCAAAGAGAUUAGAGAGCACUUCAAGGUAUUUCAAGAGGCUGGGUAGUCUAGGAUUUUGGGGACAGUUGGUGUGCACGGUGGUGGCUGCUGUUAUUCUUUCCUUCUCCGUUGUUAUCACAGGGAAGAUUACAUCUCCUGCAACAUUUUAUGCUACUGCUGGCGGGAUUGCAGCUGCAUUUAUUUCAGUUUUUUGGUCAUUUGGGUAUAUUCGACUCUCUGAGAAGCUUCGGAAAACUGCUAAUGAUCCAUCCAAGGCUCCGCCUCGCGCUGAUGUUGUGAAAAGCUUGAAAAAUGGCAUAGCAGUGAAUCUUCUGGGAAUGGGUGCUGCUAUCCUUGGUAUGCAAGCAACUGUAGGAUCAUUAGUUGCAAAGGCUCUUACUUCUUCGGCAAAUCCUUAUUACCAGCAAAUCUCUCCUGGAUAUAGUCCAGUUCUUGCAUUGGAUGUUUUCUUGGUGCAGGCGUCGGCAAACACCAUACUUUCACAUUUCCUUGGCCUGGUAUUCUCACUGGAACUCUUGAGAUCAGUGACAUUACCUCCUUCCGAAGGUAGUCCAGUUCCUAGGUUAGCAUGAGUCUGCCUCCAACAGUUAAACGCCAUGUAUCUCAAAGCUGCAAUCAACAUGAUUUUAUUGCCAUAAUUGUUGAAAUGCCGAAUGUUCGAUUAGUGUAUGAGUUCUUCUAUUUCCAUGAUUAUGUCUUUCAUAUUGCAUUCUGUGAGUUCCAUUA